GCGAACCGGCCGAGAGGAACAGGCGCCUCUACGUCACAGACGUCACUCUAACCGCCCGGUAGUUCAUCGGAUCGCGAGCGCACACGUGUUCUGCUGUCCAGCCGUUACAAAAACACCGUCACUCUAUUUUUUUUUUCUUUCCUUUCCCCCCGAAAAUUUUAACUUCAGUUGAGGGAGAGACGCUGCGGGCCGCGCGCGCUCUCCUUCUCACCAAACUGCCCCCUCCACCUCACCCCCUGUCACGUGACACAGGCGUGUGGAACCCCCGUGGUGAUCAAGCCGGAAGUGCCGCGCGGCUCCUGCAAGGACCCCGUCCGGCUGCGGACUCGAGCAGAGAAAGGAAUUGCGACUCGUUUCUCAGCCGGUUCUGACUCGGUUCUUACGCGGUUCUCAGUCGUUGUACCCCGUGGAAGCGGCCGCACGGGAGCUCUGCGCUCAGGAGAGAGAGAGAGAGAGAGAGAGAGACACACACACAGAGCGGGUGGCCGCCGGCCGGGAGGAAGAAGAAGAGCUAAAAAGCGAGCGGAGAGAAGAGACAGAGAGCAGAGCAGAGCCGAUCCGCUAGGCCAGGGUCGAGGGAAGCCGCUCCGCUCCGCCGGCUGACCACAGGAGUGGCUCCCACACGGCGUCUCCGCACACCGCCAUCCCUGUGUCAGGGACCUUCUUCCUUCCCUUCGCUUUCUCCACAGGUGUGUAGCUCUCCAUGCAGAACCAGAUGAAAUGAAUAAAGCCCCGCAACCUAUAGCAGGACCCCCCGCAGCCCCACACCCUGCCCCCUCCCCUGGACUCUCACAGGCCACCUAUCCUCCUGGACAGCCCCCUUCUGUCGUCUUUGGCCCCCCACCCCCACAGAUGAACACAGCACCGCAGCCUCGUCAGGGAGGAUUCAGAUCACUGCAGCCAUUCUACCAGAACCGGCCCACACUGCCCAGCAGCACCCCACGGGUCCCAGCCAGCGGCUCGGCGCGGUCUGUGGCCCCCACACACGUUUACCAGCACAACUCGCCGAUGGUGAUGAUUCCUCAACAGUCUCUGACCUUCAGCAACUCCCAGGCCCCUGCCUACUUCAUCCCUUCCGGGCAGCAGUACCGAUCGACCUAUGUGACUGCGACACAGCAGUACCCAGUUGCCACGGGAACACCCAGCUUCUACCCUGGAUCCAGCCCGGCAGAAUAUGGUACAUAUGGAGCCUACUAUUCGCCCCAGCCACAGUACCCCCCUUCAGUGCCAGCAGCACCAGUCAUGAUGAACCCCCCACAGCAGCAGCAGCAGCAGCCACCCCCACCACAGCAGAUCCCCACCAAGAGGGAACGCAAGCAGAUUAGAAUACGCGACCCUAACCAGGGAGGGCGUGACAUCACAGAAGAGAUCAUGUCGGGAGGCCGAACUACAUCCACCCCAACCCCCCCACAGUCUGCUCUCGGCUUGGAUGCCAGCAGCAUACAGACCAACGGUGAGAACAUGGGUCCUGCUUCCAUCCAGCUGGAUGAACAAGUGAAACCUGCGCCUUGUGUGGCUGUCCCCCUGCCAUCAAAGAGCCCCGAGCUCCAAAAGGCUGAUGUGAGCUCCACGGCGUCCACCCUUUCUGAGGAUGAAAUGUACACGGACACCAAGGUGGCGCUCUCACCAGACGUGCCUGUUCCCCCCGGAGAGAUGCCUGACAACACUAAUGUCCCCACUAAUGGCUCCACUGCGCCGGUGAGCGACAGCAUUGAUGCCUCCACAGGUCCCCUCACUAACAUCGCCCCUCAGCAGGAUGCCACUGUUGCCACGGAGACAGCUAUUGAGUCUCCAGUUGCCAACGUGGAGCCAAGCACUGAUGAGGAGCCGGAGACGGUGGAAAAGAAGGCAGGGGAGGUGCUGCUCGAACCUGAGCAGCUUGUUGUGGAGAUGCCCUUGGCUGCUAAUGGCGUGGAGCCUGCCUCCACCCCGGAACAAGUGGAAAGCCCCCCUCCCCAGCCAGAGGCCCCCCUGGAGUCUCCCAUUGCUGAGCCUGAGGAGCUGCAGCUGGUCAACGGCAUGUCUGCCAUAGGGUCCCGGGUCGCAACUUGCACCCCUGAGUUCCCAACAGUGUGUGACGUGAGCCCCAUCGCCGAACCCGAUGUCCCGCAGGCGCAGACACCCCCUCUUGUGGUGCCAAUGCCACCAAUCAUUCCCGCAGCGGAUGUUACGCCACUUUUGGAAACGCCAGCUCCAGUUGCAGAGUCUACAGUGACCGCAACGACCACAGACGCAGCUCCAGCAGUGAGUGAGAGGGAGGAUACACCGUCACCACAGAGCUCCCCUGCAGGGGAGACCUCUAUGCAAGCUGCUGUCUCUGUGCCAAAGAAGAAGAGGAAGAUGAAGGACUUGAACAAAAAGGAGGCUGUUGGAGAUCUCUUGGAUGCCUUCAAAGAGGAGCAGGUAGUAGACACCCGCCCGGAGUCAGAGGAGUCCCAAACCCUGGCUCCCCCUGUAGAUGCUGAAGAGUCUCACCCAGCCCCUCCCACUGCUGAAGAAGUGGAUGAAACCUGGGAGGAAAAGGAAGACAAGCUGGAUGCUGAAAACAUCGAACCGAAGGCCCACAAGCCUUCGGAUCAAAAGUACCAGUAUAAAGAAGAGCAAUGGAAGCCCAUAAACCCAGAAGAGAAGAAGAAAUAUGACCGUGAAUUCCUGCUGGGCUUUCAGUUCAUCAGUGCCAGCAUGCACAAGCCUGAAGGGCUGCCACAGAUCAGCGACGUGGUCCUGGACAAGGCCAACAAGACACCCCUGCGACCUCUGGAUCCCAGCCGCCUGACGGGCAUGAACUGCAGCCCAGAUUUCACGCCAUCUUUCGCGAACCUCGGAAGGCCUGUCGGCAGCCGCGGCCCACCUUCUGUGAUGGGGGGCCCCCGUCGUUCUCAGCAGGGUCAGCGCAAGGAGCCUCGUAAGAUCAUAGCCAGUGUGUCACUCAAUGACGACGUGCAGUUGAACAAGGCGAAGAAGGCCUGGAAGCCCACCGUACGGAAGCAAGUCGCCAGCACCGAGGAGGGCGAUGAUCCUGAGAUGCUGCGCACACAAGAGCUCUUCCGCCGCGUCAGGAGUAUCCUCAACAAGCUUACGCCCCAGAUGUUCCAGCAGCUGAUGAAGCAGGUGACCGAGCUCACCAUCGACACGGAGGAGCGGCUCAAGGGCGUUAUCGACCUCAUCUUUGAGAAGGCCAUCUCGGAGCCCAACUUCUCCGUCGCCUACGCCAACAUGUGCCGUUGCCUCAUGGGGCUCAAAGUCUCCACCACCGACAAGCCGGGAACCACUGUGAACUUCCGCAAGCUGCUGCUCAACCGCUGCCAGAAGGAGUUUGAAAAGGACAAGGAUGAUGAUGAGGUCUUUGAGAAGAAGCAGAAGGAGCUGGAUGCUGCGACUGGGGAAGAGGAGAAGCAGCGUCUCAAGGAGGAGCUUGAGGAGGCCAAGGACAAGGCGAGGCGGCGGUCGCUCGGCAAUAUUAAGUUCAUCGGUGAGCUUUUCAAGUUGAGGAUGCUCACGGAGCCCAUCAUGCAUGACUGCAUUGUCAAGCUUCUGAAGAACCACGACGAGGAGUCGCUUGAGUGCCUCUGCCGCCUUCUCUCCACUAUUGGCAAGGAUCUGGACUUUGAGAAGGCCAAGCCACGUAUGGACCAGUAUUUCAACCAGAUGGAGAAGAUCAUCAAGGAGAGGAAGACUUCGUCCCGAAUCCGCUUCAUGCUGCAGGACGUGCUGGACCUCAGACGGAACAACUGGGUCCCAAGGAGGGGUGACCAGGGGCCGAAGACCAUUGAGCAGAUUCACAAGGAAGCCGAGCUGGAGGAGCACAGGGAGCAAAUCAAGGUUCAGCAGCAGCUCCUGUCCAAGAAGGACGUCCGCAGCAGUGGUCGGAGUGGCCUCCACCCAUCAGGAGGACGCAGCAGUCUGCCACAGGAUGAGGGCUGGAACACGGUGCCCAUCUCCAAAAACCGGCCUAUUGACACUAGUCGCCUCAGCAAGAUCACCAAGCCUGGAGCUGUAGACUUCAACAACCAGCUUCUUGCCCCUGGGGGCAAGGGUUCGUGGGGUAGCUGGGGCAAGGGCAGCAGUGGUGGCUCUGGUUCCAAGACUGAAUCAGCCUCUGAUUCAGCACGCCCUGCCACGAGCACUCUGAACCGUUUCUCAGCGCUGCAGCAGUCCUCUUCAUCUUCCACAAUGUCGUCCUCUGACUCCGACCGCAGGCUCCCUCAGAGGACCAGUUCCAGCCGUGACCGUGGGGAGCGCAGUGACCGCUUUGACCGUGCGGAUCGCCUGGACCGUGGCGGUGACCGCUUCGAUCGCCGUGACGGCAGAGGUCCAGAUAGAGGCGAUAGAAACCGCCCACCUGUCACCAAGAGGAGCUACAGCAGGGAGACGGACGACCGCAGCAGAGAACGGGAGCGUGGCCCCACCGACCCCGUGCGCCGCGUGUCCAGCAUGACUGAGGAACGCGACCGCAGCAGCCGCGACCGGGCCAGGAGCAAGGAGACGGUGAAACGGGAGGCCACGCCCACUGCAGCGCCUGCCCCCCCCAAGCCUUCCAUGAGUGAGGAAGAGCUGGAGAAGAAGUCGACCGCCAUCAUUGAGGAGUACCUGCACAUCAAUGACAUGAAGGAGGCACUGCAGUGUGUGCAGGAGCUAAACUGCCCAACACUCCUUUUCGUGUUUGUGCGAAUCGGCAUCGAGUCGACGCUCGAGCGCAGCACUAUCGCCCGCGAGCACAUGGGCCUGCUGCUCCACCAACUGGUGAAGGCAGGAAUCCUGUCCUCGGAGCAGUACUACCGCGGGCUGCGUGAGAUCCUGGAGGUGGCUGAGGACAUGGCCAUCGACAUCCCCCACAUCUGGCUGUACCUGGCCGAGAUCAUCACCCCGAUGCUGCACGAGGGGGGCAUUGCCAUGGGUCCGCUCUUCAGGGAGCUGUCGAAGCCUCUUGUCCCACUAGGGAAGGCAGGGGUGCUGCUGGUGGAGAUCCUUACCUUAUUGUGCAAGGGAAUGAGCCAUAAGAAAGCUGGCACACUGUGGAGAGAAGCAGGCCUGAGCUGGAAAGACUUCCUGCCAGCAGAUGAGGAUGUGAACAAGUUUGUGACAGAGAAGAAAGUGGAGUUCACACUGGGGGAGGACUCCGAGAAGAUGAGCGCAAAAGAGCUGUCGCCUGAGGAGAUCAGCAAACAGCUGGACAGGCUCUUCCAGGAGAAGGCGGACAAUCAGCGUGUGUUUGACUGGGUUGAGGCCAACCUGGACGAGCAGCAGAUCGCCUCCAAUGCGUUUGUGCGUGCCGUGAUGACCUCUGUGUGUCAAUCGGCCAUCAUCUGUGAGAACCCCUACAAGGUGGAUGCAGUGCAGAUUACCCAGAGGGCCAAGCUUUUGCAGAAGUACUUGAGCGACGAGCAGAAGGAGCUGCAGGCGCUCUACGCUCUCCAAGCCCUCAUGGUGAAGAUGGAGCAGCCAGCGAACCUGCUGCGGAUGUUCUUCGACACGCUGUAUGACGAGGACGUCAUCAAGGAGGACGCCUUCUACAAGUGGGAAUCGAGCAAAGACCCUGCCGAGCAGCAGGGCAAAGGCGUCGCCCUCAAGUCCGUCACGGCCUUCUUCACCUGGCUGCGGGAGGCCGAGGACGAGUCUGACAACAGCUAGGCCCCGCGGUGCCCCCUCUUGGAUGGACACGAGGGCACGUGGACUUUGGCUUUUGGUCGCAGAUGUGACUUGAGUUUGAAUCGAAGCGGAUCUCCUGCGGAAGUGGGGGGGAGGGGCUUCGCACGAGCUCCUUCGUCUUUUUUUUUUUUUUUUUUUUUUUUCCCUCUUCUCCUGGCGAAUGUCUAACAAUGAAAUAAAAUGGAAAUAAUUGAAAAGUGAUAAACGUAUUAACUGUGGGAGUGCGGUUCCUUCAGCGUGAGGUUUAACCUUUUGUUGAACGCGUCAACACACUAUUUCCGACGUCUAAUAAACAAACCCAGAUAAGAUGAACCGAGGCUGCUCUUAUAUAUUUCACUAUCAUUUUGCGUUUCUCAGACUCUAUUUCCACGUGUCUCAUAUGUAUCAUAAACAUGGCGCUCUUAACGUAGGUGGCGACGUCUUUGUUUUUAGCCCUAGGAUUAUUCGUGUUUCUUUUACAUGUAACGCGGGUUUUGUUGAUGAGCUGAACCCCCCCCCCCCUUCCCCCUUUGCGUGUCGCCGCUGGGGGCGGACUUCGGCCUUCACUGGGGUGGGGACAGUGCUCUCCUCAGAUUUGCUCUACACUUCAGUCUGGGGGGUUUCUGCCCCUCAAAAAUGCCUGUAGUGGAUUUUAAAAAAAAAAAAAAAAAAAAUCAUUAAAAACUUGAACAUAUAUAGAGAAAUCAACUUAUAAAGAGAAACAGUACAGAUCCUGAAGCUUUUUCUGCUUAUGGUGGAAAUGUUUCAGGACAGUUCUGUAAAUAUAUAUUCUCUUUUCCUUUUCAGAAAUAAAAAUGCUAAUGUAAUGCCAUGUAAUUUUUCUUUACAGAAGUGGCAGUUUUUCUGUAUUUAUACUUUCUUCCUUGCCUAGCAGAAGGUGCUUGUAAUUAUCACCUGGAUUCGUUGAUUACGGUUUAAUUGAAAUGUGUAAAUACUUUUUUGCUUUCUUUAAGUAUUUAAGAAAUUAAUGCCUCUUUUCACAUCAGAAACUGGAAAAGAAAAAUAAAGAACGUUGCAAAUAAA
Molecule: messenger RNA, 6672 nt
Organism: Scleropages formosus (Asian bonytongue)
Lineage: Eukaryota; Metazoa; Chordata; Actinopteri; Osteoglossiformes; Osteoglossidae
Gene: eif4g1a
Product: eukaryotic translation initiation factor 4 gamma, 1a
Exons: 33
Coding region: 721-5631 (1636 amino acids)
Cellular component (GO): eukaryotic translation initiation factor 4F complex
Molecular function (GO): protein binding; translation initiation factor activity; mRNA binding
Source: RefSeq, a predicted model, not a curated record